This is a messenger RNA of Mizuhopecten yessoensis (Yesso scallop), 1307 nucleotides long. RefSeq names its product fibrinogen C domain-containing protein 1-B-like. Lineage: Eukaryota; Metazoa; Mollusca; Bivalvia; Pectinida; Pectinidae. The transcript has 5 exons. The record is from RefSeq and is a predicted model, not a curated record. Bases 249 to 1154 code for a protein of 301 amino acids.
GCCCACGUGUGCAGGUAUAUAUGCUGUACACAGAAGGCGGAUAUUUAAACUUUUGUUCAGUCCAGUGCUCUGACGUGGCGUUUUAGCCCAAGUAUAAAUACAUUUGAUAGAGCUGUAUAAGGCCUCCCCUGGAGAUUGGGUGUGUCUCGAUCAUCCUUUUUACCCGAAGGAUACCUGUACACUUGUAGUGUUGCGUGUGAUAGAGAAAUACGGGCCCAGUAGCUCGGAUACUACGUUAGUGAACACGCAUGGGCGAGUCCAAGGUUGUAGUGGAAUCAGGAAGCGACGCUGAAGCCAAGAUGGCUACCAAGUCCCCCAACUCGAGUGGGAAUCAUUCCAACCUCGUCAUGUUACUGACCAUGCUGGCCGGAGCCGCAGCACUGGGGGCUGCCGUGUGGUUCCCUACGUCAGAGUUGGUCAAGGAACUCCACAGACUAGUCACUAUACUGGACAAGUCUCCGCCGACCCAGAACCCGCAGUCCGGACCCGUCCGCACUGAAGCGCCCGAGCCGCUGCCACGUGACUGCUAUGACCUUUACAAGGCAGGUCAGACGUCGGACGGACUGUACACUGUCCAUCCGUCCGAUCUACGACAGGGAUUGGUCGUGUAUUGUGAUAUGACCUCUGACGGCGGCGGCUGGUUGACGUUCCAGAGACGUAUGGACGGUUCCGAACAAUUCAAGAGAAAAUGGCAGGAGUAUAUGUUUGGGUUUGGCGAUCCUGCGAAAGAGUUCUGGAUAGGGAACGAGUUUCUGCACGCAAUUGUGUCUCAGGGCUGGUACGAGUUGCGGAUAGACAUGGAGGAUUUCAACGGAGAAAAACGUUAUGCAACUUACAAGUUAUUCCGCAUAAGUAAUGGAGCCUCUAGAUAUCGUCUCAGUGUAGCAGGGUACUCAGGGGACGCAGGUGACUCCAUGGAGGUACAUAAUGGGAUGAUGUUCUCUACCUUCGACUUGGACAACGAUGGAGCGCCGGGUAACUGCGCCGAAAGCUUUAAGGGUGGAUUCUGGUACAACAACUGUCAUAACGCUAACCCAAACGGGGUGUACUUAGAGGGCGAGCACGAGACCCUCGCGGAUGGAGUCAACUGGCACAGCUGGAGGGGCUAUAAAUACUCUAUGAAAUAUAUAGACAUGAAAAUUAGGCCUGUAUGAUGAACAGUUUUCUAUGUAAGUGGGCGCAUGUUGUGUGUCAGGACAGGUUUAUGAUAAGUAUGUAUCUUGUUUCAUCCGUCAGCACUAUAUUUUAUCAUCGCCAUUUCAGAUUGUCAGCUAGGCUUUUUUUAAUAAAAUAUAUACGUAAAUCAA